CAUCACUCUACGGCACCUCCACUCAUCGAUGCCGAUGCUGUCAGUCGAACACAUACUUGACCUCGAAGUAGGGCUGCCGACACCUGACGCAUAGCAAGCCACACACACACAUACACACCCCAAUGGACAGCCCUGCCCUGGCUGCGUGUCUGCGGCAAAUGGCCCUGCUCUGCUCGCUGAGGCAUCUACGUGUGUUCGGGGCAGAGUUUGUCUGCUGUCGGCAUGGGGGCCAUCCACUUCUCGAAACACUCCUGACACACAACCUGACAGACACACACAGCAAGACGACACACAGAGAUGCACAUGGAUGCGCUGCCCUCUCUCUCCCCUUCGACUCACUCACCUUGUGGCCGCACGGCAUCAGGACCACAUUGGUGGGGUUGACCAGACACAAGGAACAGUUGCUCGCCUGUGGACCAGCACCACCACCAUCACCACUAGCAGCAGCAGCAGCGGCUGCAGCGGCCGGCGCGGCACACCUGGCGUUUGCCUGUGCGGCCGAGCUGCUGCUGGGGUUAUCCAUUUGCCGUGAGAAGGGCACAGCUGCUGCUGCUGCUGCCGACGAGGAUGAUGAUGAUGAUGCACUUGCAUAUGGGCGUAGUUCUAUCUGCCGCUCGAUGGCGGCCUGGUGCAGCUGGGCGAGCCGGUGCUGCUCACCCACCGACGGCAGAUCGAGGGACGACACACCUUCGGCAGUGACACGGCUACACCACACACAGAUGAUGGAGAUGGACAUAAUCACGGCUGUUGUCGGUGUGUAUGUGUGUGGUUGGUUGCUGACCUGUGUGGUGGCUGUGCCGACAGCUGCUGCUUGAGCAUUAGGUUCUCACGCCUCAGCGGCGCCUCCGCCUCGCGCAGCCGACGCAGCUCGACGUCCUUCUCCUGAUCUACACGCGCUGACCUGCACACACACAUCAACACACAACACACAACGGAGUGAUAUGACAGCACCUGUCGGCGGAUUGCGUGUCCUCUCCCUCCCCUCACCUGAGUCGUUCUUCCCUCAGUCGCUGCCUCAGCUGAUCCCUCUCGCGCGUCACGUCGGCCAUGGCCCUCUCGGCCUCCCCGCGCACCUCACUCUCUCGCUGCUCGAUGGCCGUCCGGUGCUGCGCCCUCAGCUCCAAAAUGGCCGACCGGUGCUCGCCACGCAAAGCAUCCAGCUCCUCUCUGUGCUGCUUGGUGAUGAUGUCGAUGUGUGUCUUGGCGGCCUUGUCGGCCUCCUCCCGCACCUGCUGGCUCACUCGACGCACACGGUCGUCGGCACUGCACACACACAGGGAGGGGGGGACAGAGAGGAUAGUGGAUGGGCGUCUCCGUGUGUGCUGGUGUCCUCACGUCUUUUGCGCCUUUUUGAUUUGUUUGUCUCUGUCUUUGAGAAGGUCCUCGAGUGUGCUCCGCUGCGCAUCGGCCGCCUUGGUCUCCUCCUUAUGUCUCUCAUUAGCCGCCUCCAGCUGCUCAUUAGCCGCCUCCAGCUGCUCACUCAACCUACACAUACACCCGACCCCGCCCCCGAAGAUGCAGCAUGUGAUUGGUGGAUGCACGCCGACCCACGCCCGGCCCGCACCUUUUGAUUUCGCUCUCUUGUCGCUUGACGGUCUGGUUGAGCUGAUCCAUCUCCUUCUCACGUGCGCCGAAAGUGGUCGAGAAGUGUUCGAUGUUGGUCUGAAGGUUGCUGCACAAGCUGCUGAACCUUGAGAUGUUGGCCAGGGCCUCCUCUGUCUGUUGAUCCUUGUCGUAGGUGUCCCAGCGGGCCUCUUCCAACGACUGACAAGAUAAGACGGCACACGUGGAGUGGAGAUGUGCGUAGUGUACGUGUGUGUGUCCCCUCCCCCCCCUGUGUGUGCGAAGCGGUAAGGUCUGUCGUGUCCGCACCUUGUGUUUCAAGUGCUCCUCUGUGACAUUGAAGGCUUUAUACCUUUCUACAACCUCGGUCUCAGUGGCCGCCUCAGCCGAGCUCGCCGAGGGCGCGGGACCAUCCAGCCUGCAGCAACAGGAAUGCAUCCAUCCCCCCAUCCCCCACCCCAUCUGCCUUUGUGUGCGCACUUCUCUCCCGCCCUCCGUCCCUCACCCCGACGUCGUUGCGUCUUCUCCCGAUGUCGCGUCUCUCUUGGUGCUCUUGAAGGGUCCAGUGACCGACGCCACGAGUGCCUCUAGGCAGGGAAGGUACCGAUCCAACCUGCAAGAGUCCCAAGCCUCGUAGAGCUCGUCCGUGGUCAGCUCGCUGCGGUCGUCAAUGUCGUCACGCGACCCCACAGCUGGCGAGGUGGACGACUCGUCGCGCUCCACAAGGCGACACGCCGCUUCAUAGAGCUCCCCGGCCGCAACGAACACAUCCUACGAAGAGACAGACCGACAGAGCGACAGACGGACAGGCAGACAGGAGAGGAGUCGAUGGAUGGAACCAGUCAAGUGCUGGUGGCACAUGUGUGUGGUAUGCUACCUACCGAGCCGGCCUUGGUGAAGUUGCGGGCAUUCAACGCCAUAUCCUCAAUGUAGCCAAGCCAACGGAACCAACCGUCGAACUGCAUGACACAACACAAGACAGCGCCAGACCACAGGAUGGCCCGAAUUCGUCUGUGUGUACCUCCACACACAUACCCGCUUGGCGAAGUCAGGCACCAUCGUCUCCAGGUGACUGAUGCAGUGAACCGCGUCCUCUGGAUACAUGUGGGUGUACUCGGGGUGGGUGUACGGCUCGCGGAACAGACGCGACGACGGGUGGCGUCGCAGCGCAGCCGUGAUCGACAUCAUGUCCGCCUUCAUCUGACGCCUAUCAUCCUUGAUAGCCGCAGCCGUGGCCGUCACGAUGUCAGCCCCAGCCCUCAGCUGAUCCUUAAUAUUCUUGGGAGCCGCCGCUGCCGAGGGCGCGGGGGUCUGUUCAGCCGAGCUGCCGGGUGGUUUGCCCGUCUUCUUGGCGGCCUUGGACUUGGACUUGGCGGCAGGCAUUCUCCUUGAACCCUUCCCUGUACACCACACACGUCAAGGCAGGAUGUGUCGAUGCGUGUGUGGGUGUCUGGACGAGAUGUGCUGUGCUGUGGUGUGUUUGGUUUGUCUGGUGGCCCACCCUUGGCGGCAGGCUUGUCCGCUUCCUCAGCACGAUCGUCAGCCUCAGCUGCAUAAACACACAACAGCGGGGGCACUUCCGCCGGCUGUGGUGUACAUAUGUGUGUGUGUGUGUGUGUGUGUGAGCAGUCACCCUUGGCGACUUCCUCGCUGAUCUUGGCGAGGCCGUCGUUGAUAUCCGCCUCAGAAAGCCCCAUCUGGUGCAGCCUGCCACGGAGCGCUGCAUCCAUCGCGCACACACACAUGGCGGAAGUGUCGUGGGGUUAGCCGGCUGGCUGGCUGGCUGUUCCGUCCUUGACCCUUUUCCUGAGCUUGAUUGAGACUGACCUGAACUGAGGUCCGCCCUCAGCUGAUCCAUAUCAUCUGUAUCAUCUGCAGGAAAUGUAAAGGCCGACGCACUGCAUGGGAGGAAGCGAACAGACGGCAGACAAACAAACCGGCAGACAGACAGACAGGGAAUCCAUCGGCAUUCGGUCAACUGCCCCUGCCCCGCCCUGCGGCUCACUUGUUGGCGUCUGUGGGGCCCCUAGUGGCGGCCCCGAGUUCCUUCUGCAUGAGCUGCUGGCCUUUGCUGAGCUCACUGACGAAGGUUGUGUGCCACUGGGGCAGCCACUCGCCACGCACAUGCCGCAGCGGACCCAACGCAAAUACCGCCGACGGAUCACUGCACACACACAUAGCACAUGACACCCGCAUCAGCCACUGGUUGAGAUGCCCAUUCCCUCCGUUGCUCACCUCUGCAGUGCUGUUCGGUGGUCCAUGAAGAACUUCUUGACGGCUCGCAGGUAGGUCUCCCGCUCCUGGGCCCCAUCGCACUCACUCGACUCGCCGCCGCCCUCCGCCGCCCCCUCUUCCGCCUUCGGCUCGAGGAAUUUCUUGACGGUGGAUAGAGUAUCCUUGGACGGCGGUUUGUCGCCCUCUGUGGCCGACCUGACGGUGGCGACGUCGGGAAAGGCCGAACGAAUGGACUCAACUGUGACGGUGUCUGCGCUGCUGCUGCUGCUACUGCUGCUGCUGGGUGUGUAUGGGGUCCCGCUGUGCGGCUGCGGCCGGCCUUGUGUCGGUGUGGACGUGGGUGGUGUUGCUGGUGUGGCGGCAGUGGGUUUGGUCGUCUUGUCUUUGGGUGUGAAGAUGCCACGGAAGAUGCUGCUGGGGGCCGGCGGGGGCUCGCGAGGAGGAUCGGGGAGGCUGCCAAAGAGGCCGGGAGAGGCGGGGGUGCUGCUACUCGACCCGCUGGGCAGACAGAAAGGGGGGAGAGGGAGACCGAGUGCGCCCAGUCGCUCACAGUGCCUUGCCCUGUCCCAUUCUUUUGGCCUGUCUGGCUUACGUCUUGCCGAUGCCGACACGUUCGAACACAUUGCUCUUUCCCACUUGCUUGAACCGCACAAAGUCGCCUGGUCCAAAGCCUGGGAACAGCUCUUGAACGCUGAGCGGUUUACGAAGAGCACAGCCCAUCCAAGUGAGAAAAUCCAAGCGAUGCUUGUGGCAGCACUUGUGUGCAGCGGGGGGCCUACCGACCUGCUGUCUUUAUCUUUGAGGUAGCACGGCCCGCACAUGCGUGACCGUCCGUCCGAUACGACGAGGCGGCCCUCCCCUGCCUCUCUGAUGUAGUCGAAGUCCGCUGCCCCCAUAACGUCACCGAUGGGGCAACAGUACGGCAGAGGUUGGUCUCCGGCCAGGUCGUAUCCCUCCGCCGACUCGUGGCCGCAGACGUCGCACAUAAAGGAGCGCAGGUCGGCCCCUACGAUGCACACGGAUCCUCCUCUCCUUCGGCCGUUGAUCGGUCUUCCAGUGGCCAUGAGCUUCAGCAGCACCAUGAAGGGCCACUGGCUGAAGGGCUUCCUCACGUACUCGUCGCUCACACGAACGCACCCCCGGUCGACUGCCUCCUUCUCUCCAUCGCUGACGCGCAGAGGAGGCGAUCGCUUGCUGCUGGUGGUGGUCGUCGUGGUGGUGGUGGUAAGCUGCUCCGUGUGCCGUGCCGAGGGGGGCAGGUGCUGCAUGACUUCAGCAUCGAGAUAGAAGGCCAGGUCCCGGACGGCGGCGCCCUUGCCGGCCUCCCGCUUGGCCAGGUGCUGUGUGCAGUCAUUCAGUGACCUGCACGCCACCGGCUGCUCUGUCCCGAGGAUCAGCACCGAGUACGGCCGCCCUGUCCGUUUGUCGAGGGUCGACCAUGGGACGAGCCAAUCCAGCGGAAGCGUGGCCGUCAUCUCCAGAGUAGCUUCCACCAGCUCAUUCUUGCCCUCAUCCACAGAGUACCACUCAUCCGUCUCGAAGGCAGGGCUGCACAGGAGGGGAUCGAACAACAAACGACCCCCUGGCAUGUCGGCGUCGCCAGGACCGACGGCAAGCAACCGAGGGGUCGGUCGCUGGGCUGUCGCUGGCUCGUACGCUACCCACACGACUCUUGAUUCGUCGUCGAAUACAGGCUCAGUGGUCGGAUACAGCAAUCGCUCGAAGAUCACGUUCUCGCCCACAAAGGCAAGUGCACCAUCGGGCGGCGCCACGAGCGUCGCUUGCUCGUCCUCUGUGGGGCGGAUGACAUAGCUGCCGUUGAGGGCCGCGAGUGAGCCAGAGGCACCGCUCACGGUGAAGGACCCAGGACGUAUGGGGCCCUCUCCCUCUCCCAGUGCACAGUCAGCCGCCACAGACUCGUCGAGGACGGCGUCCCACGUGUUGGAAUCGCCCCUUGUGUCGAUCGGCCCCUUGUCGACUCUGAAGAGCUCCAGCAGCCGCAUGAGGCCGUCAGCAGGCAGUAGACGUGCCUCGACAGAUCGGUGGUAGGUUGAUAUGGAUUGCUGCAGCACCAGCUGGACGGGGUCGAUGGCCGGGGGGAAGACAGGGAGAUGAACACUACCUGGGGCGGUGGGGGCGGUGGUGGUCGAUGGCAGCUCAGCGACAGCUGCCCGCCACAUUGGAUCGAUGGUAUCGAUGAACAACGGAAAGUCAGCCUGAUCGACACGCCAACAUGGCACUGCACGUGUGAAGUCUCGUUGCCUGCCUUUCCCUCCCUCGCUCACCUCGAGCUGGUCGGCAAUGUCCUCGAUGAGGGUGACGAGAAACCCCCACAUCUUGACCGACAGCAGCUUCUGCAGAUGCGCCUCAGACGCCAUCUGCAAAGCCAUCUGACGGACGGCCUUGACGCAGGCGUCGAGCCUCCCCUCCCUGCUGGCCUGCUGCAGCGUGUCCAUGCGGACCCCCCUGCAGACUUGGACACAGAGAGUCUCCCUCAGCCUGUAACAUCUCCUGUAGACACUCGCGGCGAAUAUCUCCUGAGCGGGAAACCGGGUGAAGAUGGCCCUGAGGUUGAUGGGAUGGCUGGCGUCUGCAGAUAGUAGGAGAAGGUUGGUAGUAAGACGGGCGGCCGCAAGCAGACUUUCAAGUCGAGCUGCAGCCUCCUCCUCCCCCUCCUCGACCGUCAAGUCGCUGUCUUCAAGGCCGUUCACACUUGCAGCACCGCGCUUCACGCCCUGGCGCAACCAUUAAAUAGAGUAAGUGAGUCGUUUGACACUGCAAUGUUGUUUUCCCCCAGCCUACCCUCUCGGGCGCAUCACGGCUUAUGGCAGAUGGCACGGAGGGCCGACGAGUGCUCGCUCUAAGCCUCGACCUCCUCACUCGUCUCUGCGCCGCUGUUGUGCGCUCCUCCCCGGCCGUGGUGCCGUCACCACUGUGCGCAGAUGCAGAGGCAGCUACGGCUUGGUCUCCUUCCAUUGGACCCGUUGCACGCACGCUCUUCUUCCCUGUCGAUAAUCUACAAACACACAGAUAGAUCGUGGUCUGGAAGCCUGCCAAGCUGCUCACACGACGUCUACCUCGGAGAUCUGCGGUCUGCUCGAGGAUCG
Vitrella brassicaformis is the source of this 6905-nucleotide messenger RNA. Lineage: Eukaryota; Vitrellaceae. The record is from the annotation of a GenBank genome assembly.